GUUAACUACUUGUUAUACUGUUUGGAAAUGCUUUAUGCAGGCUGAAGACGGUGUUGGUAUCCCUGAGCAAAUUCUUGAUUCAUCAAACUUCCAAAGUUAUGCAAGAUUUUAUUUUAUAUUCACCAAAUGCAAUCUCAUCUGGUCUCUCAGUUAUUUUGCUUUGAUAGUCCUGAAUUUCCUGGAGAAACCUGUAUGGUGUAAAAAGCUUACCACAAAUUCUUGCAAUGAUAGAGAGUAUUUCUUUUUGGGACAAUUGCCGUAUCUGACUGAUGCAGAAUGUCUUAUUUAUGAGGGAAUAACUGUUGUUUUGCUAAUCGCACAUACGUUCUUCCCAUUGGCAUAUGAAGGAUCCCGUAUAUAUUGGAAAAAUAUCAUUAAUCAAUUGAAGGUUUUCUUUCUACUAGUUCUUGUCGCUGAUAUGCUGGUCUAUGCCCUUUAUUUGUCUCCACUGGCUUUUGAUUUUCUACCUUUCAGAAUUGCACCUUAUAUCAGGGUUGUUCUUUUCAUUAUGAAUAUUAGGGAGCUACGAGAAACUAUCGUUAUCUUGGCCGGGAUGCUUGAUACAUACUUAAAUAUCUUGGCUUUGUGGCUUCUAUUUCUUCUUUUUUCUAGUUGGGUGGCGUAUGUGUUUUUUGAGGAUACAAUACAGGGGAAAACAGUAUUCACUUCCUAUGGUACUACAUUUUAUCAGCUGUUUCUUUUAUUUACCACAUCCAAUAAUCCAGAUGUUUGGGUUCCUGCAUACAAGUCUUCCCGAUGGUAUUGCCUGUUUUUCGUACUCUUUGUGCUAGUGGGGGUGUACUUUGUUACAAACUUGAUCCUUGCUGUUGUUUAUGACAGUUUCAAGAAUGAGCUUGUAAAACAAGUUUUUGAGAUGGAUCGUAUGAGAAGAACCAUGUUGGAGAAAGCUUUUUAUCUCUUAGAUACACAUGUAAGUGUGAUUUUCCAUGUUUUAGUUUACUGUUCCAUUGUCAGACAUAGCUACCUGAUGAUUUCAAACAACUGUUUUAUUUUUUCAAUGAUUUUGAAAUGUGAUUAGUGAUAGCUUAUGAACAGGAAAACUCUUUAUUUCCCUUUCUUUCUUCUAGUGGGUUUUGCUUUGGUAUUCGUUGAUAUCUGGUAAAAGAAUUGUUUUUACUCCAUUUAUGUUAGAAAAGAAGACACCAAAGAAGUUAAAAAAAGAAAAAAGAAAAAGAGAAGAUACCAACAAGCAUUAUCCCAAUAGAUGAGGUAAGCUACAUGGAGCGCAUGA
Messenger RNA from Cajanus cajan (pigeon pea), 1252 nucleotides. NCBI's taxonomy places the organism in Eukaryota, Viridiplantae, Streptophyta, Magnoliopsida, Fabales, Fabaceae. The record is from RefSeq and is a predicted model, not a curated record.